Messenger RNA from Tripterygium wilfordii, 1805 nucleotides. RefSeq names its product apolipoprotein A-IV-like. The transcript has 14 exons. The record is from RefSeq and is a predicted model, not a curated record. Lineage: Eukaryota; Viridiplantae; Streptophyta; Magnoliopsida; Celastrales; Celastraceae. Bases 180 to 1508 code for a protein of 442 amino acids.
AUUUUUACCUAUUCUGGGUAAUGCGGCACCUCAAAAUAACAUGCCUGUCUGUCUUUGCUACAGAGUACAGACAAACAAAGAGUAUCUUCGUGCUGGAUACUGACUCUUCUCUUCCACCCCUCUCCAUCUCUAUCGUAGCGGCUCACCGCUUUGUGAGGUUUGGUGGCUGAUCUAGUUCUAUGACGGUCUCGAAACUCGCUCUUCUGUGCGUUUUAUUUGCCAUAAUUUGCACCAGUAUUAGGGCCGACGUCUCAAUUGAAGAUGGAGGCGAAGUCGUUGGAUCGGACCGCUCUGAUUCCUCCGCCCUGAAGAUCGAACUUGACCAACUCAAGUCUAAGAUCCACCAACAAGAGUCUCGUAUUGAGGGAAAAUCUCGAGAAUUGAAAACGAAGGAUGACUUGAUAGCACAGAAGGAGAAAGUCAUUCAAGAGAAGUCCGAUAGCAUUGCAUCUUUGCAGAGUGAAGUAUCGUCACUUCAGGCUUGUAAGCAGGUUGAUGAACUGAAAAAGGAAUUGGAAGAACAAGAAAAAGAGAAGGACGUCUUGAAAGCCCGGGCUAUUGAAGCAGAUCAGAAAGUGAAGGAACUGAGUUCAAAGCUAGAGAAUCUUCAAAAGAUUAAUGAUGCGCAGAAGAGCAAAAUCCGUAAGACAGAGCGUGCUCUUAAAGUUGCGGAGGAAGAGAUGAUGAAGGCAAAGCUGGCCACUUCAAAAAGUAGAGAAUUGACAGAGGUCCAUGGUGCAUGGCUUCCUCGGUGGCUUGCAGUUCAUUUGAUUCAUUGUCAGUCCUUCCUGGAAACACAUUGGAAUGAGCAUGGAAAGCCUGCAAUGGAUUUGGUGUAUCAAGGGGCCCUGGAAAAGAAGGCUCAAGCUGAAAAGUGGGUUAAGCCCCACAUGGAAACUAUUAAGACUAAAUGGAUCCCUGCUACAAAGGAGCAAUUUUUGGGGAUGAAAACACAAGUUGAACCACAUGUCCAAUCUCUAACUACCAAAACACAUGAAUUGUAUGAGGCUUCAAAGUCUGCAAUAACUCCCCAUGUUGUCAGAGUACAAGAAAUAGUGGAUCCUUACUUUCAGGAAGCUAAGAAAUUUAGUAAGCCAUAUAUUGAUCAAGUUGCCACUGUGACAAAGCCUCACAUUGAGAAAGCACGUGCGGUUUUGAAGCCCUACACGAAAGAGAUAGUUCAUGCUUAUGGGAAAUUCUUAGAAUAUGCUUCCACAUACCAUCAUCAGGUCCAAGGUAAUGUCCAAGAAAUGCUGGAAAAAAAUGAGUUGACCAGAUCACUCGCAACUAAAGAGUUGGUGUGGUUUGCGGUUCGUGUUUGCUGGCACUAUGCCUCUGCUUUUUUGGCCCUUCCAAUCAUCAUUUUGUCCAGAAUAUGUUCAGCCAUUUUCUGGAGUUAUACAUAUUAUUUACCUUACCUCUGUAACAAGAAGGCAAAGAAACCUGUUCGAAAUGCCCAUUCCAACCACUCCCGUCGCAAGGCUAAGAGGGGGCAUCCUGACAAGUAGAGUCCAGAAAAUAUAUUUUCUGGGCCUGUUUCUUUUGGGGAAUGUACAAGAAUGCAGACGGUACAUUUGUGCUCUUGGCAUUUGGGGCUGCGGAGUUCCAUGGUUGAUGAACCCUGAUGAUGUUUUUUUUUUGAAGCUCCCUGCUCUUUUGUUUCUCCUCCAUUUUAGAUCUUUGUGAAGAAGGUGGAUAGAAGCAUUUCAUAUAUACUAUUAGUCUAUUACUAGACAAUUAGAUAUCCAGAUACCUCGAGUGAGUUGUUACUACGAAGUCAUGUAACCAUACAUUCCUUCAGAUCU